AUGGCAGAUUUAAAUACGUUGGUUUUCAAACGUCAGACAGAAGUGAUAACACGGCUGUUCUUAAAGUUUAUACGAGUAAAAAGCGAGGAAUGAAAAAAAUUGCAGCGUGUAAUGUUAUUAUUCAGGACAAGGUACACUAUCAAGGCAGGGAGGAUAACUAUUUGUCACUUUCUGAAACAGUUGCCGAAAAGAAAACACGCUCGGACAACGAAUGUUUUAGGAAAAACAAAAGCACCCAUGACAAAUUAGUCAUACCUGUUGUGAUGAAAUAUAGAAAAGCAUGUUUUAUGUGCUUUUCAAUAAAUGAUUCACAACGAAGCGAAGUUGUCUUGGAAUUGUGUUCAUCACGAACGGCUCCAGAGCGUAUUGAACAAAGAAUUAGAGGUGGGCAUAGCACAUAUGGACGAGUUGACGUCAUGGCCUGUUUGGGUGAAACUUUCAAAAUUGUUAUGCAAGAUGAAUUAGAGCAUACAGCGGAAAUAAACUUCGCUGAACUAUAUCAAGCAAUUCAUUUCCAAGUGAUGGGCUUUACACAGACCUUGGUUACUGUUGUCGUUUACAAAUGCGAGCAAUAUGCACCACAGACCAUCAAAAGAUUUUCUGUCGACAGGCGAGGCCACCUUCUGGACUUUCAAGAGAAUGCCAAUAGUGAACGCGGCAAAUUAUUCAAGACACAUGAUGCCGUGAAUAGGGAUAGAAAAACGAAAGACAUUCAGUCCACCGACGACGCUACGAACGUUCGGGCUUCAAACAGGACACUGUACGUAUCCUUCCUUUGA
Mya arenaria is the source of this 779-nucleotide messenger RNA. RefSeq lists its product as uncharacterized. The transcript is spliced from 3 exons. The record is from RefSeq and is a predicted model, not a curated record. Lineage: Eukaryota; Metazoa; Mollusca; Bivalvia; Myida; Myidae. Bases 90 to 779 code for a protein of 229 amino acids.